GCCCUCGGAGUAGCUUUCGGAUCAGAGGAAGUCCUGCUCUUACAGUGACAGGUGCUGAAUUAAAUUCCCAGGUUGGGGCCACCACUUUUUAGUCUGACCCCUGCAGCGCGAGUCUCCCAAAGGCCUUGGGAACUCGGCAGCGGAGAGAAGGCUGAGGGAUUCCGCGGGGAGGGAGGAGAAGGGAGAAGAGCUUUGCUCCGUUAGGAUCUGGCUGGUGUCUCAAGCGCACAGCCAAGUCGCUGUGGACCUAGCAAGGGCUGGAUGGACUCGUGGAGCCUCAGGGCGGGUCUGAGCCCCUCUCGGUUGAGGCCUGUCUGCAGAAUCCGCACCAACCGGCACCAUGCCCAUGACACUGGGAUACUGGGACAUCCGCGGGCUGGCCCACGCCAUUCGCCUGCUCCUGGAAUACACAGACUCAAGCUAUGAGGAAAAGAAGUACACAAUGGGGGACGCUCCUGACUAUGACAGAAGCCAGUGGCUGAAUGAAAAAUUCAAGCUGGGCCUGGACUUUCCCAAUCUGCCCUACUUGAUUGAUGGGGCUCACAAGAUCACCCAGAGCAACGCCAUCCUGCGCUACAUUGCCCGCAAGCACAACCUGUGUGGGGAGACAGAAGAGGAGAAGAUUCGUGUGGACAUUUUGGAGAACCAGACCAUGGACAACCAUAUGCAGCUGGGCAUGAUCUGCUACAACCCAGAAUUUGAGAAACUGAAGCCAAAGUACUUGGAGGAACUCCCUGAAAAGCUAAAGCUCUACUCAGAGUUUCUGGGGAAGCAGCCAUGGUUUGCAGGAAACAAGAUCACUUUUGCAGAUUUCCUCGUAUAUGAUGUCCUUGACCUCCACCGUAUAUUUGAGCCCAAGUGCUUGGACGCCUUCCCAAACCUGAAGGACUUCAUCUCCCGCUUUGAGGGCUUGGAGAAGAUCUCUGCCUACAUGAAGUCCAGUCGCUUCCUCCCAAGACCUGUGUUCACAAAGAUGGCUGUCUGGGGCAACAAGUAGGGCCUUGAAGGCCAGGAGGUGGGAGUGAGGAGGCCAUACUCAGCCUGCUGACCAGGCUGUGGAGCGCAGCUGAACUCUGCAUCCCAGCGCUGCCUCCUCAUUCCUUUCUCCUGUUUAUUCCCAUCUUUACCCCCAAGACUUUAUUGCCCCUCUUCACUUCCCCUAAACCCCUGUCCCAUGCAGGCCCUUUGAAGCCUCAGCUACCCACUUUCCUACAUGAACAUCCCCUCCCAACAUUACCCUUCCCUGCACUAAAGCCAGCCUGACCUUCCUUCCUGUUAGUGGUUGUGUCUGCUUUGAAGGGCCUGCCUGGUCCCUCGCCUGUGGAGCUCAGCCCCGAGCUGUCCCCGCGCUGCAUGAAAGAGCAGCAUUGACUGGUUUACAGGCCCUGCUCCUGCAGCGUGGCCCCUGCCUUAGGCCUACCUGAUGGAAGUAAAGCCUCAACCACA
Molecule: messenger RNA, 1446 nt
Organism: Pongo pygmaeus (Bornean orangutan)
Lineage: Eukaryota; Metazoa; Chordata; Mammalia; Primates; Hominidae
Product: glutathione S-transferase Mu 1
Exons: 9
Coding region: 341-997 (218 amino acids)
Biological process (GO): glutathione metabolic process
Molecular function (GO): glutathione transferase activity
Source: RefSeq, a predicted model, not a curated record